AUGGCCGGGCGGGACGAUGUGGCCAAGACCUUUCGCAUCGCAUGGACGGACGCGGCCCCCGAGAUGGACCUCCGCGUUUGGCGGGGCGCCCACCGCGUUCCCGGGAAUCCUAACGCAGCUGGGCGCCUCGUGGCGGCACCUCCAGUGGGCAGUCCAGUGACACCCAUCUUGGCGGUGCCUGCUGCAGUGGUCCAGCACCGGGAGAUUCAGGAGUCACCUCCCAUGCUACCGGAACUCCUGGAAGCCAACGUCUCCUUCGGAGCUCUCCCACUACGGGACCCCUGUGGCGCGAACUCGCGCGAGUUCGCUGCGGGGGUGGAACCUGCGGAAGGACUGGCGCCGGUGGUGCAACUGCUGGAGCCUGCGGAGCGGGCGGGACUCGAAGAGGAGUGCGGGUUCCCCCGCGGCACAGGUGCCUCCAUCGAUGCUGCCAGGGUAGAGGUGCUGCCAGAGCCGACGCCUGCGCCAGCCCAUCCAGAAGAGAAGGAGGUUUGCAAGCUCCUUGAGGCGGUGCAAACGGCCUGCGUGGAUUUGGCCCAACGGCUGGGAACACAACGAGCCAUUUGGAAGGGUCAGGUUCCUUCCGAUUUGCAGUGGUUAGAAUCUGCCUCGGGCCACAGUGCAGCCGGACCAUGA
This is a messenger RNA of Durusdinium trenchii, 636 nucleotides long. The record is from the annotation of a GenBank genome assembly. NCBI's taxonomy places the organism in Eukaryota, Dinophyceae, Suessiales, Symbiodiniaceae.